Molecule: messenger RNA, 1251 nt
Organism: Lodderomyces theae
Lineage: Eukaryota; Fungi; Ascomycota; Pichiomycetes; Serinales; Debaryomycetaceae
Gene: ARG1
Product: argininosuccinate synthase
Exons: 1
Coding region: 1-1251 (416 amino acids)
Biological process (GO): L-arginine biosynthetic process; urea cycle
Cellular component (GO): cytoplasm
Molecular function (GO): ATP binding; argininosuccinate synthase activity
Source: RefSeq, a predicted model, not a curated record
AUGUCUAAAGGAAAAGUUUGUUUGGCAUACUCAGGGGGCUUGGACACCUCUGUCAUUUUGGCCUGGUUAUUAGAACAAGGAUACGAGGUAAUUGCAUUCUUGGCCAACAUUGGUCAAGAAGAAGACUUUGAAGCUGCUGAAAAAAAGGCUUUGGCCAUUGGUGCAACAAAAUUUGUUGUUGUCGAUGUGCGUAAAGAGUUUGUGGAAAAAGUGUGCUAUCCAGCAAUCCAAGCCAACGCGGUAUAUGAAAACGUGUACUUGUUGGGAACUUCGUUAGCUAGACCAGUUAUUGCCCAAGCUCAGAUCAAAGUUGCUGAAGAAAAUGGAUGUUUUGCCGUUAGUCAUGGAUGCACAGGUAAGGGAAACGAUCAAGUCAGGUUUGAGUUGAGUUUCUACGCUUUGAAGCCUGAUGUUGUUGUGAUUGCUCCAUGGAGGGACCCUGAAUUCUUCAAUAGAUUUGCAGGAAGGAAGGACUUGUUGGACUACGCUGCUGCUAAGGAUAUUCCAGUCGCACAAACAAAGGCAAAACCAUGGUCCACUGACGAAAACUUGGCUCAUAUUUCCUUUGAGGCCGGUAUCUUGGAGGAUCCCAACACCACCCCACCAAAGGAUAUGUGGAAAUUGACUGUCGACCCAACAGAUGCUCCUGACAAGCCAGAAACUUUUUCAGUUGUUUUUGAAAAGGGUUUGCCAGUCAAGUUGAUCUUGGAUGAACAAAAGAAGAGCUUCAGCGAUCCUGUGGAAUUGUUCACUGAGGCCAAUGCAUUGGCCAGAAGGAACGGUGUUGGAAGAAUCGAUAUUGUUGAAAACAGGUUCAUUGGUAUCAAGUCAAGAGGAUGUUACGAAACUCCCGGUUUGACUAUUUUGAGAUCAACCCAUAUUGAUUUGGAAGGAUUGACCAUGGAUCGUGAAGUUAGAGCCAUCAGAGAUCAAUUUGUAACGCCAACUUGGGCCAAGAUUUUGUACAAUGGUAUGUACUUCACCCCUGAAGGUGAGUACGUUAGAUCCAUGAUUCAACCAUCUCAAAACACCGUCAAUGGUGUUGUUAGAGCCGCUUGUUACAAAGGAUCGUUGACGAUCUUGGGUAGAUACUCGGACACAGAGAAAUUGUAUGAUGAAACAGAGUCUUCCAUGGAUGAGUUGACUGGCUUUUCACCAGAAGACACUUCUGGUUUCAUUGCUGUACAAGCCAUCAGAAUUAAGAAAUACGGUGAAGCUGCCAGAGAAAAAGGAAGUAAGUUACAACUUUAA